Argiope bruennichi is the source of this 2076-nucleotide messenger RNA. Its product is annotated as solute carrier family 2, facilitated glucose transporter member 1-like. The record is from RefSeq and is a predicted model, not a curated record. The coding region runs from base 91 to 1662 and encodes 523 amino acids. Gene Ontology annotation, biological process: monosaccharide transmembrane transport. The transcript has 11 exons. Lineage: Eukaryota; Metazoa; Arthropoda; Arachnida; Araneae; Araneidae. Gene Ontology annotation, cellular component: membrane. Gene Ontology annotation, molecular function: hexose transmembrane transporter activity.
CAAGGUCGCGGGCAAACAGACUGAGACAAAAUCUCGGUUGGUGCGUUCCUCGCUCUCUCCUUCGAGCUGGCCACAAACAAGUACAUCGGCAUGGAAGAUCAUCUUCAGAUGAACGAAAUGACUCAUCUGAACAUCCCAGAUCGGGAUCGGUCAAGGAGUGCUUCUCCAGCGGAUUCCUUGACGUCAUCUGCCACAGAUAUCUCGAUGCUUCCCAUAGCUGGACGGAGUUCUCACAAGAGAGACGACUACGGUCUGACGAGUCAUUUAGUUUUUGCAAUUGCUGCAGGAGCUUUCGGUUCUUCAUUCCAACAUGGUUAUAAUACUGGAGUUACAAAUAUUCCCCAAUCACUGAUUCAAAAGUUCAUCAACGACACAUACUAUGACAGGUACGAAACCGCUGCAGGUGACAACACAGUAACCUUCAUCUUUUCCAUCCUGGUAUCUAUCUUUUGUGUCGGUGGUAUGGCUGGAGCUCUUCUCACAGCUUUUGUUGCAGAAAGGUUCGGCAGAAGAGGUGGACUCUUGUUAAACAAUAUAUUUGUCUUCCUCGCAGCCAUUUUCAUGGGCACUUCUAAAGCCGCGCACUCCUAUGAAAUGCUAAUUCUUGGCCGUUUUUUCAUUGGAUUCAAUUCAGGUCUCAAUGCUGGGCUGGCACCUAUGUAUCUGGCAGAAAUCUCUCCACUUCAUCUCCGAGGUGCAGUUGGCACAAUAUAUCAACUUGUAAUUACCAUAUCGAUUUUAGUUUCUCAAGUCCUAGGUCUACCUCAAAUUCUAGGCACAGAAGACCGAUGGCCAUUUCUUUUCGCUAUGACUCUAGUGCCAUCUGUAUUUAUGUUAUUCACGUUGCCGUUCUGUCCCGAGUCGCCGAAAUACAUUCUCAUCACUCAAGGAAGAGAUGUCGCAGCACAGAAAGCUUUAACUUGGCUUCGGGGAACUAUAGAAGUUCAUGAUGAAAUGGAUGAAAUGCGAGCUGAAUAUGAAGCUAUGAAGCUUGUUCCAAAGGUCACUCUUCAUGAAAUGUGGCAUAAUCCUGUGCUACGUACUCCUCUUUUCAUAUCAGUUAUGGUGAUGUUGUCUCAACAGUUGUCUGGUAUCAAUGCCGCUAUUUUCUUUUCCACUGAUAUUUUCUUAAGCGCUGGCUUGAGUGACGCCAAUGCUUUGAAUGCCACUCUAGGUAUGGGAAGUAUUAAUGUUGUGAUGACUAUUGUGUCUUUGUUUCUUGUGGAACAAGCUGGUCGCCGGACGCUACACUUGUGCGGCUUAGGAGGAAUGAUGACUAUGACUAUUUUAUUAACUAUUUGUUUAGCCUGCCAGAAAAGUGCACCUUGGUUGUCUUACGUGAGCAUCAUUUGUGUGAUAACUUUUGUGGUGAUGUUUGCUAUAGGUCCAGGUUCGAUUCCUUGGUUCUUAGUGACAGAGCUCUUUGGACAAGGAGCUCGUCCGAUUGCUACGAGUAUUGCUGUCACAGUGAACUGGAGUGCCAAUUUCGUGGUUGGAUUAGGAUUCUUGCCUCUUCAGAAUGUUUUAGGUGUUUAUACAUUUUUCCUGUUCACGAUUCUCUUGGCACUGUUUUGGUUGUUCACUUACAAGUGUGUUCCGGAAACUAAGAACAAAACGGUUGAAGAAAUAACUGCCAUCUUCCGACAGAAAGCCUAUCAGUGAAUGAGAGCAUGUGCUAGAAAAAAGUCAAAAACUGUUAAGCUAAACUGUAUAUUUACUAUACAUCCACUUAAAAUCGAAAGAGAAAAAUAUGGCUCAUCAUCUUGAUUUACCAAAAAUGAAUUUGAAAAUAUAUAUAAAUGUACUUUAUUACAAAAAACAAUAAUGUAUAGGUAAACUGUCAUAGUUUAUAGUAAAUAGUUGAUGAGAGCCAAAAUUUACACACGCGUCAUGAAGAUCACAACUUAAAACACUUAUGGUAAAUGUGACCUACCUACUGUGUAACCUUGUAUGUUGAACUAGCAGUUCUAAGUCACAUUAGUUCCUUUAUUUUGGAGGAAAAUAUUUACUGUUAAUUUAUGAUGGAAGUCUAUUCAUCAUUGAUUAAUACUAUUUAUAUUAAAGUUGUUUUAAUUA